Messenger RNA from Dicrocoelium dendriticum, 683 nucleotides. NCBI's taxonomy places the organism in Eukaryota, Metazoa, Platyhelminthes, Trematoda, Plagiorchiida, Dicrocoeliidae. The record is from the annotation of a GenBank genome assembly.
CUUCAGUUGACUGUUGCCGGCAUUUGGUCUCGUUUGACAUCCGGUUAUAAGUUCAGAACAGAGCUAUAGUAAAUUUUGUAAUAGAUACUGUCGAGGUUGGAAAAAGUUUGAGUUUUAGCGAUUAACAAAGAUGGCCGACAAAGAACUAUGCUCCUGGAUUGAACAGCGGUCAGUUAUCAAGUUUUUGGUUGCUGAAGAGUGUAAACUAGUUGAAAUUCAUAUGAGCAUGUCAACUAUGUGGGCAAAAUUAAAGAAGGACGGAGGAGUGUUGAGGAUGAAGACAGGCCUGGGUGGCCCACAGAAGUGAGGUCUCCUGAGAUGAUCGAAUCAGUCAAUGAGUUCAUUCAGUCGGACAGAAGGGUGACAGUGGAUGACAUUGCAAGGACUUUGAGCUUAUUUGUUGGGACAGCACACAAAAUUGUCCAGGAUGACCUUGGUUACUCGAACUUCAGCUGCCCGUGGGCGCUAAAGAUGUUGACUGCAGAGAACAAACCGAGGAUGGUCGAGUUGUGCCAGCAGUAUCUCUGCCGCUAUGAGAAAGAUGGUGGUAUCAUACCUGAAAAGGAACGUGGUUUGGUGGGUCGAAAGAAGGUUCGAAGACGGAUGCGAAUGAAGGUACCGCAAAUAUACACUGUAAGAUAGCAGCCGAUCUGACUACUUGAAUUACCAAUUCAUUAUCACUU